GACGACUGGUUCACGAGCUUUUUUCUCAUGCACAAUUUCAAGAGAGGUAGUCAUUGCAUUCUGCCUCCCGUCCCGGGAAAGCUCCUAUUUGCCGGUCAUAGACGGCCAAAAGGACACCCACGCCUGGUGACAGAUAUCGGAUGGCUGAGCUGUCGUUGUGUUGCUUGAUAUCCCAGCCAUCUUUCAUCCCAUGAGGCAUUCCGAGGCCAGUCUUAUGUUCGCCAUGUCUGAUACUGAUACUGGAUGACAUUCAGUGAGAGCAGACCAUGGGCCGGAUGACAGGCAUCGUCGGGAGCUGAAGAAGCGGCCCCGGCACAGUGACCUUGACGCAUGGCUGCAAAUGGCGCCGCCGCCAGUGACGUUCCGCACCCUGCCAAUCCGGUGAGCCUCGACAGGGGACCGUUCGAUCCCUGGCACCAUGCUCUGCACCUUCACUUGGAGUCUUCCAGCGAUAGCAGGACGCUUCCGGAGGUGGUUCGACGACACUGAUGAAAACGUUCGAUGGACCAUCCUGCCAAUGCAGACUGGUAUAUUCGUUUGUUCCUGUUCCCACCACCGGGCCCUCUUUAGGCCCUAUCGCCGGAGGGAUCGGACAGGGAGAGCCUCAGGAUUUUCACUACAGACGGGACGUAAAAUCAUCCCGUGUAUCCAAAGAAUUGGGCAAUCCCAAACAAGACAUUUCCCCUGCCCCUAUUCCUUCUUUCGACCAGUCUCGGAUGUUUCUCCUUGCGUGCCCCUCGACCAGUGCCCCCUGGGAUGAUAGCUCCACAGGGGAGAGACAGUGCUCGAAGGUUGAGAGGGGUAACCCUGUCGUCUGUAACAGUGGGCUUCAGAAACCUCCUCCACAAGCCAGGCCUCAUUCACGUUUUGUAAAGCCAGCCCGAACCUGGCAAGCCAAGUUUCUCGGAGGGCCUGCAUGAUCAGCUCCCCUAGUUUGGCCGUCUCCAAACAAGCCCACGAAUUGAUUCCUCGCUUCUGGCGGACGGUGUCCGAAAAAGAGGCCCUACCCGCCCUGUACCUGCUCGCCGGUGCUGGCUGCUGUCCAAUUCAGGCCGAAUAUCGAUCGCUCUUUUCCCCGUCAUUCCCACCUUGCUCCUAUUCUUUUCCUCAACCUUUGCAUCUUUCUGGCUCUUGGUAUGCCAGUUUGAACUAUCUAACGUAAUUAAUACUUUUCCUUAAUAAUCACCGUCAGCAUCCUAAUCCUCGCUCGCCGCCGGCCUACCACUCGCUUCUCCCGACCCGAGAGUCUGGAUUCGACGCCUAUACGCUGUGGCAGUUGUCGUUGGUAGCACAUGGCCUGCUGCAUCCACUAUAACUAUAUCGACACGAUCGCCAGGAACAGAGCUAGCUCAGUAGGGAAGAGAACCCCAUUCGCACAACCGACAUACCGAGGGCUGCACGCGCCGCAGUCUAGAUUGACGGCUCCACGAUCAUAGAUUACAAGGAACACCCUCCGACGAACACACACCGCAGUAGGGUGAAGGAACACGAAGACGAGAGACAGAGAAAGUGGGACGACAGCAACACCAAUAAGCUGCAGGACAGUCUCAGCGGAGGAGUCCCCCUCUCUUUUUUUGUCACCCGUAGCAUCUUGGGUCGUCUUGUGAGGAGAAAAAGCAGAACAGCAGACUUAUCACACGCCAAGUGGCCGCUAGCUGUCAACAACUCUUCUGCUAUCGGGUCACAGGUUGUUAUCGGGGUCAUAAUUAUACCGGGACGGUAGAGAUAUUAAAGGCUGGAUUCAUCAACGAACUCGGGCUUUUUGGAAUUACAACAACAAAAAGAAAGACGGAAGACCAGACGCUGGCUGGGCUUGACUCGAGCAGCCAACCCCCCCCCCCCUGGUUGCCGCCAGCCCGAGCUAGUGCAUCCGACCCCUGUCCCUCUCCGUCUCUUUGCCUGCCCAAAUCCUACGCUUUAAUAGCCACACAACCCCUCAACGUCCGUCGACCGCCCGACGCACAACCGCCCAGGUUUCAGCAACAUUCGCAUACCGAAAAACUAUUUCCGAACGACGGCUUCUCUCGAGUGUCGCAAGGUCAAACCGGCUUUGAUAGCCCUUUCUUUGCAGCUUCCAUACCAGAGCAGCCAUGUCUUUAAAACAGGAAAUAGAAACUUGGGUCGAGGCCCUCAAGUACUACGACAACAAUGAGUUCGACGAAGCCCUCCAGGCCUUUGAGAGGAUCUCGGAUACCUCCAAGAUUCUGUUCAACAUGGGCGUGAUCAAUGCGACACUCGGCCAGCACGAGCAAGCUGUCGAAUGCUACCAACGCGCUGUCAAACUCGACCAGUACCUCGCCGUCGCUUACUUUCAACAAGGUGUUUCCAACUUUUUGCUGGGUGAUUUCGAGGAGGCCUUGGCGAAUUUCAAUGACACACUUCUUUACCUCCGCGGCAACACGCUGAUCGACUAUGGGCAGCUCGGGUUGAUCUUCAAGCUCUACUCUUGCGAGGUCUUGUUCAACCGUGGUCUCUGCUACAUCUACCUGGAGCAAAUGGAAGCUGGUAUGCAAGAUUUGCAGUAUGCCGUCAAGGAGAAGGUGGUGGAGGACCACAAUGUAAUCAACGAUGCCAUCAGAGAUGAGGCGAAGGGCUAUACAGUGUUCUCGAUUCCUGUUGGUGUUGUCUACAGGCCCAAUGAGGCCAAGGUGCGAAAUUUGCAGCAAAAGGACUACCUCGGGAAGGCCAGAUUAGUUGCUGCCUCGGACAGAGCCAAUGCCUUUACCGGAUUUGCCGGUGCUGAAAUGAAGCAAUCUACCGGUCCAAUCGAGGUCAAGGACGACAGGCCACAAGAAGCCCUCUCCUUCGCCGCCAGCAACCUAGUCAAACCAGGCCUCCAGUCUAGAAGACAGCAAUCCGAACCACCAAACAGCCGCAACGUCUUCCCUCCCACCCCACCACCCGAGAACGACAAGCCAGCGCAACCAAGCCGCGCCGCCUCGGUCCGCAACGGACCCAAGCCCGUCCCCAGCCGCCUCAACCUUGAAAAGUCCCGCCCAAGCGACCGCUACGAAAAGGCCUCCCCAGACGAGGGACCACGCGAACAGCAGCGCCGGCCAAGCCGCUCCGCCUCGGCCGCUGCCCCCCCAUCCCGCGGCUACUCCCAGCGCGAUCCCCCCUCCUCCAGGAGAAGAAGAGAAGAAGAAGAGGACACGUACAACGACGACCUCUACGACAUGUACCAAGGCGGCGGCGGCUCCAGAAACAGCCGCUCCCAACGGAGCAACCGCGGCGGCAACCAGCCACGCGACCGCUACAUCGAGGAAGAAGACGAAGAAGGCAGCGACUACGACGACGGCUCCUUUGACGAAGGCGACUUUGAGAUGAUGGCGCCCAGGAGGCCAGGUCCCGGUUCUGUCUCUGGGGGAUCCAAGCGGGGGUCCUCGAGGAGGGACGCGCUGAGGACGAUCAGGGUCAAGGUGCACGCCAACGACGUGCGGUACAUCAUGGUCGGGCCGGCGGUCGAGUUCCCCGACUUUGCGGCCAAGAUCAGGGAGAAGUUCAACAUCCCGCCCAGGGGCCAGUUCUUGAUCAAGUUCAAGGACGAGGACUCGCCCGAGCUGAUCACGAUGGUGGACCAGGAUGAUCUGGAGAUGGUGAUGAGCGGUGUGAGGCAGAAUGCCAGGAAGGCGAGGUCGGAGACGGGGAAGAUGGAGGUCUGGGUUGAACUGCAAUAAUACAUACAACUCUUGUUCGCGACACGCAGAAUCUUUUUUUGUUUUGUUUGUUUCUUGGAUAUUCGAAAUUAUUCGUAUUUUAUAUACCCCGGCAACUGAGCCCCCCCCCCCUUACACCCACCCAGCCCCUCUAAAAAUACGAAGUAAUGAAUGGAACGAUGAUGGCACAAAAAUUCUACACCACAAAAAGCAAAAUAUCUUGUCUUUCUGCUUUGCUGCUUGCUGCUCUUCCUUCGCUUACAACAACACGUAUAUGAACAUAUUCUCAUCAGCAUAUUCCCACCACAUGUUCCUUUUUCUUUUUGCAUAAGAUUUUUUCUUUUCUUUUUGUUAACUUUCAGGGGAAUGGGAUUCUUUUUAAAUAGCCAACACGAAGAAAGAGGCGUUCUUUUUUGGGAUGUUAACUUUUGAAGGGAAUGAAUGGGGGGGUGAAAAGAGGAGAUUGUUGAUUGUUGAUAUCCCACCUUUGGCUAGGAGGAAGCGGAAGAGGAGGAGGAGGGUUUUGGUAGAGAACUUGAUUAUUUCUUUGAAAUCGUAUUCCCUUUAUUUUGUUAUCUGUUACUCAACUGUCUUGCUUCUUUCAUUUUACUUUUGUUGUCAUGAUUUUUCCCUGUCUUUGUCUACAAGGCGUUUUAUCUUGUGGUAAUGAAACUUAAAUAUUAUUAUCAGGGAAGAGUAG
This is a messenger RNA of Podospora bellae-mahoneyi, 4356 nucleotides long. RefSeq lists its product as uncharacterized. The transcript has 6 exons. The record is from RefSeq and is a predicted model, not a curated record. Lineage: Eukaryota; Fungi; Ascomycota; Sordariomycetes; Sordariales; Podosporaceae. Bases 2091 to 3677 code for a protein of 528 amino acids. Gene Ontology annotation, molecular function: protein binding.